CCCAGCUAUCCAAACCCCAACCUGCGAACCCCACCCUCCAAACCCCCACCUUUAAACCCAAACCUGCAAACCCAGCCACAGCAGCUCUCCCCAAAAUGGCGGACGAAAGCGAGAAGUACCCCCCGAAAAUACAGAAGCUCUUCGCCCCCCGGCUCCCCCUUCUAUACAAGAAACCCAUCGACCAUCCGCCCGAAACAAGGGCGUCCCCUUUCAUCACUCUGCUGAGAAAAUGGAAACUGCAUAUCGAGCAGUACAAGGCGCAAUACGGCCAGACGGGCCCGCUGGUUCAACACCAGCUCUCGGCCAAAGAACGGCUCGCCGAGUCCCGCCGGCGCCAGCUCCACGAGUGGGAGGACACCGAGGCUUUCGCAGAAAACAAGUUCUUGAAAGACCCAUACCGCACGGUGUUCGUGGCCCGUCUCUACUACUCGAUGACGGAACUUGACCUCUCGAAAGCCUUUGCCCAGUACGGCAGCAUCGACUCCGUGAGAAUCGUCAGGCACACCGAGACGGGCGCGUCGCGUGGCUACGGGUUUGUGGUCUUCGAAAGAGAAGCGGACGCCAAGAACUGCAUCCACGAGUUGGCUCCCACAGGCUUGGCUGUGGACCCGCCAAAGGGCUCUUCCACCAGGAGAACAAUACUAGUGGACAUGGAACGUGGGCGUUUGAUACGCAGCUGGAGACCCAGGCGGUUGGACGGCGGCUUGGGCGGCCGCCACUACACACUGCCGAGUGCCCUCCACCCGAAGGACGCCUCUGCUGCUGCUUCGGGACGCAGAUUCAAUCUUUCUCAAAACCCUUAUCAGCUGCCCGCCGCACCACCAAGGUUCCAGAAGAGACCGCAUCCGGACAGGUACUCUCCGGCGGCGGGUGCAAAGAGACCAGCGACAGACUCUGACCACUACCCGGGCAUCCUGCGCCAUCCGGCCAUGACGGCCUAUGCUUCGACGUCUCAACCCCCGUCGUUGUCUAGUGCCAGGGCCCCUGACCCCUCGGUGAAAGACAAGUAUGCAAAGUACCAGAAUGUGGGCUCGCACGCCGCCUCUGGUGAAACCGGGAGGUCCAUCAGGUCUAUACGCGAACAAAGAUGAGGUGAAUGUUGCUUGAGACAAUGUAUGUAGGGGGCGU
This is a messenger RNA of Metschnikowia bicuspidata var. bicuspidata NRRL YB-4993, 1128 nucleotides long. RefSeq names its product U1 snRNP complex subunit. The record is from RefSeq and is a predicted model, not a curated record. Gene Ontology annotation, molecular function: U1 snRNA binding; mRNA binding. Lineage: Eukaryota; Fungi; Ascomycota; Pichiomycetes; Serinales; Metschnikowiaceae. The transcript is spliced from 2 exons. Bases 96 to 1091 code for a protein of 331 amino acids. Gene Ontology annotation, biological process: mRNA splicing, via spliceosome. Gene Ontology annotation, cellular component: precatalytic spliceosome; U2-type prespliceosome; U1 snRNP.